This is a messenger RNA of Helianthus annuus (common sunflower), 2196 nucleotides long. RefSeq lists its product as uncharacterized. The record is from RefSeq and is a predicted model, not a curated record. The coding region runs from base 209 to 1939 and encodes 576 amino acids. The transcript has a single exon. Lineage: Eukaryota; Viridiplantae; Streptophyta; Magnoliopsida; Asterales; Asteraceae.
AGCACCGACAUACAUUAUUAUAUGUAUUAUAUUAUAUGUAUUAAAUAUGAAUGGUAUAUGGCGGUCCAAACAAAAAGCAUCCGGCCAUACACUUGUCUUUUCUCUCUGUCUUUCCACCAUACCCCUCCCAUUCACAUUCAUUCGCACUGCCCAAUCUCUUUGACACUGCCUGCAACAAUUUCUCCGAUCAAAACCUCUGUUUUGAACCAUGUUGCCGGAAAAACCAGUUGCUCCACCACCGUGGGUCCUGCGGUCGACGAUUCACUGGUCUUUCAGGAUCCUAAUAUUUGCUUUUGCUCUUGGUUUACUGAUUUUCUGGGGUAUUGAUGGCUUCAGUGUUACUGAUUUCCACAAUGAUUUUGUUACCACGUUUGAUGGCAAAGCAGCUGUAAACAACUUCACCCUCACCCAUCCAGAUUCAGUUUCCGUUCUUCCUCCUCAGUUUAACUUGAAUUUAACUAUCCAAAAACCCUUGAAAGCUCCAGAUCCGGUGAGUCUGAAGUGGGUUUCAGCUGAGCUGGACCCGGAUUACUCAGCGAACCUACUAGCACAGUGGUUAACUCCGGGCGGGGAGCCCUGUAAGGAUUCCUCCACCGAGGAUAUUAUUAUCCGGGGUUUGGACCGGGGGGAUAUAGAUACUAUCGAGUUGUCUACGGGAGAUAUCCAUGAAUAUGUUAUCCAAGCAGUGGAUGGAUCGGGUAACCCGCGUUGUUUGGGCGGUGAUUACUUUGAAAUCGAUUUAUCCGGUGAAACUUGGAAAUCUCGUCCUCCGAUUAAAGAUUUGAGCAAUGGGACUUACUCAUUUUCCCUACAAGUUCAUCCCGAUUUUGCUGGAGACUAUAAUCUAACGAUAAUACUACUGUUUCGACACUACCAGGGGUUAAAAUUCUCCCCGGAGCGAUUCGCCUUUGAUAAACUUCUUCGGGUUGUUCGGAUAAGGUUCAGCAACUCGAACGGGUCUGCUCGGUUGCCGGAAAUCGAGCAAUGUAAGAAGUCGGAUUACAAUCGGGAUGUGUGGGCGGGUCGAUGGACCCGCCACGGGAAGAAUGAGCAUUGCCGGAUCAGCAAUGACGGACGCUACCGGUGUUUGAAACCGGAUUACCCGUGUAAACACCCGUGGUGUCAUGGGCCUCUGGGAUCCGUGGAGAGUAAUGGGUGGGUUUACUCGACCCAUUGUUCGUUCAAGUUGUUUGAUUCCGAAUCGGCUUGGAAUUGUUUGAGUAAUCGUUGGUUGUUUUUCUGGGGCGAUUCGAAUCACUGUGACACCAUUCGGAACUUGCUUAACAUUGUUUUGAAUUUUGAAACGGGGAUUAUUCCGCGGCUGUUUGAUAUGAACAUUACUAACCCGAGUAAUCCUCGGCAGUCGUUCAGGAUCACAAGUGUUUUCAACGGGCAUUAUAACCAUACCGGAAACUAUCAGGGGUUGAAUUCGCUAUACAACCAUGGUUACCGAGAGUACUUGAACAACUACUUUUCUGGGGAGACUGUUCCGGACACGUUGAUCAUGAACUCGGGGUUGCACGACGGGGUUUACUGGCCGAAUUUGAGAAGAUUCAUAAAGGGGGCCGAGGAUGCUGCAGCAUUUUGGGCGGAGGUUCUUGAUGGAGUGAGGCGGAGAAAGGUUGCCGUCCCGAAUGUUAUUUACAGGACCACCGUGGCGACGGGUGGGUAUGCGCGGAGAUUGGUGUUUAAUCCCAACAAAAUGGAAGCGUUUAACGGUGUGUUUGUAGACAAGUUGCGGCAGUUGGGUUUGAUUGAUCAUGUGAUAGAUCAUUUCGAUAUGACUUAUCCUUGGCACUAUGAUAAUCGGUGCAACGACGGGGUGCACUACGGCAGAGCUCCAGCCAAGAUGAAGUGGCGAGACGGUGAGAUCGGUCACCAAUAUUUUGUCGACUUGAUGUUGUGUCAUGUGUUGCUCAAUGUCCUGUGCUCAAAAUAGGCUAGGAUAUGUAUGUAUGUAUGCAGUAUAUCUUGUAUUUUUUCACAGUUUAGACCGUGGGGUUUGGGGCAUGGGUUGACACGUGGCUUGGGUCGGCUUCGCUGGGCUGACCCACAUUGAAGACGGUAUGGUGGGGCGGAGGUUUGGGGCGUGGCCAACCCAAACUAUAUUUUUUUAUAAACAAAUUUAGUUUACUUUAAUUUCAUGGUGUCAUAAAGAACCUGCCAAAACAUCUUAUACAUGUGCUUUUUCAAGUA